Messenger RNA from Desarmillaria tabescens, 3018 nucleotides. RefSeq lists its product as uncharacterized. Gene Ontology annotation, molecular function: protein binding. The transcript is spliced from 9 exons. The record is from RefSeq and is a predicted model, not a curated record. Bases 1 to 3018 code for a protein of 1005 amino acids. Lineage: Eukaryota; Fungi; Basidiomycota; Agaricomycetes; Agaricales; Physalacriaceae.
AUGACGCUCACAUUCUCCUCGGAUUUCCGCUCUGAACUGGCCAGAGUAGCUCAUUUCGUGCAGUUGAUCAAUUAUAUCCCGAUGGUUCAAGUCGACUUCACCAGUCUCACCUUCGCAUUGCAGGAGGGUGAGUCCAUGUCACAGUUGUAUGAUGCCUUUGCGGAGUUCUGCAGGAACCUUGCCACAUUGGACUGUGUGGGCUUGACCCUAGGCUAUGACAUUGAGGCGUUUGAGCAAGUCUUCUCAUCAUCGACAACGUCCUUUGCACCAGCACAUCUCACAUCCCUAUAUGCUGUCACCAUUCCACGUCAGCCGCAGAAAAUGCUCGACUGGCUCCUUCAUUCCCUCAACAAUUCUCCUGUUCACGUCAUUGUGAUAGAUGGGGCACUCGAAGCCAUCCUUGCAGACGCAACCUUGCCACAGUUAACUGCCUUUACCUGUCUUUAUGCCCCAGAUGGCAUGGAAACGACAGUUGGUAUGGUGGAAUUUCUGGGAUGUCACCCGUCUCUGACUACCAUCAUCCUGGGUGCUCGGUCAUUCAGGCGCCAAGAUGUAGAACUGGUUAGGCCGGCUCUACGCCCUUUUCCCAUGCUUGAGAGCAUUACGGCCUCCCUGGAUGUGUUAAAUGUCAUCCUGGGCAUACCCUCGCUGUUCCCGGCUAUGCAUGAGAUAUGUAUCCAAGGCCCUGUGUUAGACCCUCUUCAGGGAACUCGGGAGGAAUGUUUUCUCAUGCUCUCCGCUCUCCUCAUCCUGAUAUCACAAACACCUGUGGUGUCUACUUUAAAGGUCCCCUUCUUGAAUGGCUUUGAUCACUUGGCCUGGAAUUCAUUCAUGCCUGUGGGAUGGCGUCCGGAGGCUUUCCUUACCAAGAUAACGAAAUUGGUGUUUUAUGGGAUGUCACUUCGGCAGAUCAGGCCAGGCCUUGAGGAGCCCCUCAACCUAAUUUGCAUGACAUCAUAUUUUCAUUCGGUCGAGGAGGUGGUUGUGGAGGACGAGAGCUUUUCUACUGAGGACGAGUGGCUGAAAGACUUGUGUAGUGCAUGCCCCAUGGUGUCUCAUCUGGUGAUCAACUCAGAUGAGCAUAAUUUUGUAACUGAAUUUUCAUUUUCGUAUAACCAACCCAUAUCACGUGAUGACUGGUUGCAUAUCACACGUAUACUCCAAUGUCUGUCUCAGUCUCACUGUCAAGAGCAAUUCGAGAGCCAGGCCUGGUCCUUGCAUGGUGAUUUGUCUAGCACAUUCAUUCCGCACCCACCAUGCUCAACUCAGUACAACAGGUCAGCUAAAUGUUUAUUCCAAAAGUUAAUUGGUUGUCAUCCGCGCAAGGAAAUAACAGGCAGUACGGAAGCCUUGAUAAAUGCAUCUCUUGGCGAAUAUCAGCUUUUACCUUUGCAAGCCUGCCUGGAGCAAGCAUUCUUUGCAUGGGGUUCCGUUUUAUCACUUCCUGUGUCAGUGAGGUGGCUUCCUCGGGAAACCAGCGGGGUCUAUCAUGGCAAAGCCAAUCGACGGCAGUGGCCUGCAGAAGCGCCUGGUUCUUGUUCACCCCAGUUGACCCAACCCAUCCUGUUCCCAUUACCGGAUGUCUGCAGUAGGACUGUUCCUUUCCUAACAUACACAAUGGCUAACAUGGCAUACAGCGGUGCAGAUCAGAGUUGUCAGCAUUUGUGGUUUCUGAUGAGCACGAUGGCUCAGGCAUGGAGUAUAUUGGGCAUGGAAGAUAACACACUGGAAUUACAAGUUGACCAAAAAACGGACAUGAACUUGCAAGUCAUAGAAUUGGCAUCCAUGGUGCCCCACCUCACUCUCGAUGAUGCGGUGGGUUUGUUAGAUCUGCCCAAUGAAAUCAUCCUCGCAAUUUUGCAUGACGUCGACCUGAAUGAUUUGGUGUCAUUGGCAUGGCUUAGUCAACGUCUGAACCUUCUGGCACUGAACAUGUACCUGGAACGCUGCCAGAAGGUAUCGGACUCGAUCGGGUCUUUUGGAGGACCAGGCAGGGCUUUCUCUUUCCUAUGCGUGCUCCGAUUGUGUUUCUUCAAUCGGCCCCAAAUCACAUCAAUGUCGCUACAUUUCUCUGGAAACUUUCAUGCCGAGAUGGAAGAGGUCCGACAUUAUGUCGAGCUUGUAGGUCCUGUGCCUCUGUACGUCGACAUCAGCAAAAUCUGCUUGAAUGUGGCGGGAGGACCUCAGUUCGAUAUCUACCGGAAAGCAACAGAGCUAGAGGAGUUUUGCCAUCUUCUACCUAGCCAGGACUGCCGUUCGCUCACUUGCUCGAGUAUUCGGUUGCCCAGUCAUUCGGCAAAGUUACUGGACUGGCUCAUCAGGUCCAUGAAUGCAUCACCUCUGCACACCAUAGUCCUUGAGUGGCUGACCGAGCAGGUGCUGGAGCGGCUGCGCCUACCUCAUUUACGGAACAUGACAUGCAUUGAUCGCAUAGAUCAUGACAUCUCUUUGGCACUGCUAGGGUUUUUUUUGAAUCGUCAUCCAGUGCUGGAGACGCUCAGCAUUCUAGGGCAUUCCUUGUAUGUGGAUGAUCAUAGGCUCUUGCAAAGUAUCCUCCAGCCCAUGCCUCAUCUCACAAGCCUUUCGGCGAACUUAAAUGUUCUGGGCGCUUUCUUUGGGUGCUGGGGUUGUUUUCCAGCGCUGGAAGACAUUGGAAUAGAGGGUCCACUGACAGGGAUGUCAGGCUGGUUCUAUAUAGCGCACACUGCAGUGCAGCACAACUAUGUUCGAGACACAUUCACAUGCCUAGCAGCAGUCCUUGCCCUCAUAUCAACUAUCAGGAGCAUAAUGUCCCUGAGACUUCCCUUCCUUUCAAACUUUGAAGGGAAUGCUUGGAACAUGUGCAUCUUCGGCAAAGAUGAUGCUGACCCAGAUGCGGUAGUUCCCCUCCCGACGAAUAGCCACCCAACAACUCCAGGCCAAUGUCCCGAGUCACUUUUGACUCGCAUCGAUACAGUCACUUUGUUCUCAGUGGAGGGACAUCCUCUGAGGAGAGACUGUUCAUUCGAUAUAGCCUGA